Molecule: messenger RNA, 501 nt
Organism: Sporothrix brasiliensis 5110
Lineage: Eukaryota; Fungi; Ascomycota; Sordariomycetes; Ophiostomatales; Ophiostomataceae
Product: ubiquitin-conjugating enzyme E2 G2
Exons: 2
Coding region: 1-501 (166 amino acids)
Cellular component (GO): cytosol; endoplasmic reticulum
Source: RefSeq, a predicted model, not a curated record
AUGUCGUCCACCGCCCACCGCCGCCUGCUCCAGGAGUACCGGUCCCUGACCAAUGGCCCUCCUGAAGGCAUCACCGCCGGCCCCGUCUCCGAGGACGACAUGCUGCUCUGGGAGGCCGUCAUCCAGGGGCCCGAGGGGACGCCCUUUGAGGGCGGCGUCUACCCGGCCGAGCUCAAGUUUCCCAAGGACUACCCGCUCGUCCCGCCCACCAUGCGCUUUGUCGGCUGCGAAGUGUGGCAUCCAAAUGUCUAUCCCUCCGGUCUUGUGUGUAUCUCCAUUCUGCACCCGCCCGGCGACGACCCCAACCACUACGAGCAAGCCUCCGAGCGCUGGUCGCCCGUCCAGAGCGUCGAGAAGAUUCUGAUUAGCGUUAUGAGCAUGCUGGCCGAACCCAACGACGAGAGCCCUGCCAACGUCGAGGCCGCCAAGAUGUGGCGCGAGCGGCGGGAGGAGUACAAUGCAAAGGUGCGGGCGAACGUGCUGUCGAUGCUGGGGCUCUGA